AUGGAGAAGGAGCGUGUGGAGGUGCGCACGCGGCCGAGGCCACCGCUGCCGGCGUCGCAGCAGCGCGCGGUGGACCAGUUCUGGAUGGAGCGCCAGGAGGAGAUCGAGGCGACGGUGGACUUCAAGGGCCGGAUGCUGCCCAUGGCCCGGCUGAAGAAGGUCAUCGUCCGCGCCACCGAGGAUGACGAGGACGGCAUGAUGAUCUCCGCGGACACGCCGGCGUUCCUCUCCAAGCUAUGCGAGCUCUUCGUGCAGGAGCUGGCCGUGCGCGCCUGGGCGUGCGCCCGCUCCCACAACCGCCGCAUCAUACUCGGCGCCGACAUCGCCGAGGCCGUGGCGUCCACCGAGUCCUACGACUUCCUCCUCCCCGUGCUCCUCGACCACCUGCACCUGGUGGCGCACGGCGGACGUGCUGCGCCGGCGACGGCGAGGCUCGUCACCAGGAAGCGCCACAUGCCAGACCCGGACCCUCGACGUGCAGCGCGGAGAGCCGCUCCCCGUGUUCGUCCGGUCGUUUCCCCGGCGCCACCCUCCAGCGCCCGCUACGCGCCGUAUCCGAUCCCGCGUGUGCUGCGAGAAUCGGCACCUCCCCCGGAGGAUGAGCUCACCCUGCCAGCGCCACCCAUGAACUACACGACAAGGGGCUGCGUCUUCUUCAGGGACGGCAACACUUUUGAAGGUGAUAACUCCGCUGCUGAAAUGGUGAGAGCUCCUCCUCCUUUGGCAGCGUCUGCAGCAGGAGAGCUACAGACCAGCACUGUUCCUCCUGCUCCUUUCUACUUCUACUCUUACCCGGUGAUCGACGACAAUCUUGACGCAUUCGCUCUUGGCAACACCGAACCGGGUGGAAACACUGAAAAUCCUGCCGGAAAUGCCGACGGAAACGUCAAUGGUGCUAUUGGUGUCGCUCAUGGUGGCCAGCAGCAGGAGCUGAGCGGAAACCUUGGCAACACUGAUCCGAGUAGAACUGGGAACGAGUCCCCAAUGCACUACAUGCUUCUGGAGGAGGUCCUGCUGGAUCAAGACCUGCUGUUUCCUCCUGACGCUGCUGAUAUGUUUCCGGUGGUGAGCGCCCUGCCGGAUCCGGAGGAUUUCAUCAUCGACCAAGAUGUUCUUCACGACGUCUUCGCCGACCCAAGCAGCAGCAGCAGCAGUUGCAGCAACUAA
Lolium rigidum is the source of this 1167-nucleotide messenger RNA. RefSeq lists its product as uncharacterized. The record is from RefSeq and is a predicted model, not a curated record. Gene Ontology annotation, molecular function: DNA binding; protein heterodimerization activity. Bases 1 to 1167 code for a protein of 388 amino acids. Gene Ontology annotation, cellular component: nucleus. Lineage: Eukaryota; Viridiplantae; Streptophyta; Magnoliopsida; Poales; Poaceae. Gene Ontology annotation, biological process: regulation of DNA-templated transcription. The transcript has a single exon.